Amaranthus tricolor (Joseph's coat) is the source of this 2529-nucleotide messenger RNA. RefSeq names its product protein NRT1/ PTR FAMILY 8.3-like. Gene Ontology annotation, cellular component: plant-type vacuole membrane. The transcript is spliced from 7 exons. Gene Ontology annotation, biological process: transmembrane transport; oligopeptide transport. Lineage: Eukaryota; Viridiplantae; Streptophyta; Magnoliopsida; Caryophyllales; Amaranthaceae. The coding region runs from base 541 to 2247 and encodes 568 amino acids. Gene Ontology annotation, molecular function: transmembrane transporter activity. The record is from RefSeq and is a predicted model, not a curated record.
AGAAAAUGUUGUCGCUGCAAGAAAUGUUAACAUAUGGGAAGGCACAUCUUUUCUUACACCACUUGUUGGAGGUCUAUUAGCUGAUUCUUACUAGGGUAGAUAUUGGACGAUUGCUACCUUUUCGACAAUUUUCUUCAUUGGGAUGUGUACAGUUUCUGUAUCAGCGUCAAUUCCUGCAUUUAGGCCGUCUGAUUGCUCGGAUUCCAUUUGUCCAUCAACUCCAAUACAAAAUGCUGUACUAGUUGCAGGACUCUUAUCUGAUUGCACUCGGAUCAGGAGGGAUUAAAGCCAUAUAUUUCCUUUUUUGGUGCUGAUCAGUUUGAUGAUACUGAUCCUAUCGAGAGGGUUUCUUCUUUGGAAUGCCUCUCUAUAGGUUUCAAAAACCCGGGGGAAGCCCAUUGACUAGAAUUUUUCAGGUUAUAGUUGCAUCAGUCCAGAAGCGUAAGUUAGAGAUUCCAGAAGACAGAUCCCUCUUGUAUGAAACUCCAAACAAGCUUUCGGUAAUUGGAGGAAGUCGAAAGCUAGAGCAUACCGAGAUCUAUGGAGAAUAACAUUGAUCAAACCACUGGUGAUGGCUCAGUUGAUUUUUACGGGCAACCUGUCCUUAAAAGCAAAACCGGAAAUUGGAGAGCAUGCUAUUUAAUUCUUGGUAACGAGAUUUGUGAACGUCUUGCUUUUUAUGGCGUCAACACAAAUCUGGUUAGUUAUCUCACCCAAAAGUUGCAUGAAGGAAAUGUCUCUGCUGCAAGAAUAGUCUCUACCUGGUCAGGAACAUGUUACAUAACUCCUCUUAUUGGCGCUUUCUUGGCUGAUGUGUAUUGGGGAAAGUAUUGGACGAUUGCUGUCUUUUCAGUCAUUCAUUUUAAGGGGAUGUCUACUUUGACUCUAUUUGCGAAAAUUACCAUGUUUAAGCCUGCUGAUUGUGAAGGUUUGAUUUGCCCAUCCGCUACUCCAUCACAGUACGCAAUAGUAUUUGUGGAACUUUAUCUUGUUUCCCUCGGGAUGGGAGGAAUUAAGCCAUGUAUCUCAUCUUUUGGUGCAGAUCAAUUUGAUGAUAAUGAUUCUUAUGAGCAGAAAGAAAAGGCAUCGUUUUUUAAUUGGUUUUAUUUCUCUAUAAGCAUUGGUUGUCUGAUAGCAAGUACUCUUAUUGUAUGGAUACAAGAAAAUGUUGGAUGCGACAUUGGGUUUGGAAUUCCUGCCUUAUUCAUGGCUAUUUCCAUUAUGUUUUUCUUUUGCGAAACUCGUCUUUACAGGUUUCAAAAACCCGGGGGAAGUCCCUUAACAAGAAUAUGCCAGGUUGUAGUUGCAUCAUUUUCGAAACUCGAAAUGAAGGUUCCAGAAGAUAGUCGCCUUCUUUAUGAGACUUCGGAGGUAAAUUCAGCAAUUGAAGGAAGUCGAAAGCUAAAGCACACAGAAGAAAUGAAAUUCCUAGAUAAGGCAGCGGUAUUGUCAGCAACCGAAUUGCAAACGGGGGAUUUCUCCAAUAGUUGGAGGUUGUGUACCGUAACACAGGUCGAAGAACUAAAGGUGUUGAUCCGUAUGGCUCCUAUUUGGGCAACUUCCAUUGUCUUUUCAGCUGUUUAUGACCAAAUGUCGACUACUUUCAUCGAGCAGGGAAUGGUUAUGAAUAGAACAGUAGGACCCUUGCUAAUCCCAGCAGCUUCCUUAUCAACCUUUAGUAUCUGCAGCAUUCUUUUAUGGGUCCCUUUCUAUGAUAAGAUUCUUGUGCCUUUAGCUCGGAAAUUUACUGGGAAUCCAAAGGGGUUCUCAGAGCUACAAAGAAUGGGUAUUGGCCAAGUAAUCUCCGUUUUAUGCAUGUUAGCUGCCGGCUUAGUAGAGCUCAGACGCCUAAACUUUGUCGCAAAACUAAGUGUGUCAAAUGAGAGAACAACAUCCUCACUCAACAUCUUUUGGCAAAUCCCGCAAUACUUUCUAAUGGGCGCUUCAGAGAUAUUUUUCUAUAUCGGAAAGAUGGAGUUUUUCUAUGAUCAAUCACCUGAUGCCAUGCGAAGUUUGUGUACUGCAUUCUCGCUCCUAACAUCUUCACUAGGAAGUUACUUGAACUCCCUAAUCCUAACGAUUGUAACAGUGAUUACGACUGCUGGGGGUAAAUCUGGGUGGAUACCCGAUAACUUGGACAACGGUCAUCUUUACAAGUAUUUCUUUUUGUGGGCAGGUCUCAGCUUGGCGAACCUGAUUGUGUAUAUUUUAUGUGCCAUGAAAUAUAAACAGAAGAAGACUUCAUAAAGAUUGUGUACAAAAUGAUUGAUGAAGCAGUUAUUUGAUCAUUCUUAGGUUUCCUUCUAACUCUGGCAAAGUGUUUGUUUAAGGUUACGAAGAAUAGACUCGUGGUCUUAUAAAUAUCACUCCACAUCACAAUUAACAAUGCCAAUGUUUUGAUGGUGCAAUAUACAAAGAAAUGCUAAUAGAGUUAGAAAGAAGAAAACUGCCUUUAUCUUAUGUUGUGUGACCUAAUACAUAAAACUUUAAGAGAAUAUGAAUUUGCUUUUUGUUUCGGAUAAUUGUAGA